Perca flavescens (yellow perch) is the source of this 3332-nucleotide messenger RNA. RefSeq names its product transmembrane protein 229A (gene tmem229a). The transcript has 2 exons. The record is from RefSeq and is a predicted model, not a curated record. Bases 134 to 1006 code for a protein of 290 amino acids. NCBI's taxonomy places the organism in Eukaryota, Metazoa, Chordata, Actinopteri, Perciformes, Percidae.
UGAACGCAGCAGUCACUUCGUGCAGUGCAGGAGGUGAUUGCAGUCGCAGCUCGCUUCACUGUGCAGCCGCAGCGGAACACAGAAAAUGUGUAGGAAGAGGGAAGCUGAAUCUCUCUUGACAUAGUGACUGGUCAUGGCCAGUCGGUGGCGAGACGGUCCUCGCAGCCGUUCAGAAGACCCCGCCUGUGGCCUAAAAACGCAGAUGCCCCGCCAACAAGAACCGUCCGGAGAGACAGAGGACGCGGCGGAGCCUCUGCGGGAGCUGCCGCGAUGGAUGCGGCUUUACUUCUACGGCAUGCACGGCGUAACUCUGGAUGUCCUGCUCUCAUCAUUACAGGGGGCUUUAAAUCAUCCGGACCCCAAACUGGUGGGCUUUUCCUCUCCGUAUCUUUGCAUUAUGCAUUCACUGACCCACUUUGCACUGGAGAAGAUCUACUCACAGAAGAGGUGUUUCCGAGGUCGGCCUGUGGUGUUUCAUCUUGUUUUCUACCCGUCCGUGUACAUCGGGCUUCAGAUCCUGAUGGGGAACAUCAACAUUUUGACCGAGCAGGGCUUUCUGGACGAGGUGAUUUUCACCUCCAUUUUCAACCUUGUGGAGAAGUCUGACCGGACCCUCAGCGGCCACACGUCCCUGUGGUCUUUCCUGAUGUACGGGAGCUGCAGCUUCGUGGUAGAAAGGCUCUACUUUUACCUGCACUUCAGCAGAGGCUGGGGGACGUGGCGGCGACUCCCCAUCUACAUCUGCUUCAUCUACACCUGGGAGUUCACCUGGGGUCUGGUCCUGAGGCAGUUUGGCGCCUGCUCCUGGGACUACUCCCAUUAUCCUCACAACUUCAUGGGACUCAUCACGCUCCUCUACUUGCCAGGCUGGGUGUGCCUCAGUCUGUACCAGGACUUACUGUCUAAUGUGCUGCUGAGAAUCAAGUGCACCAAAGACGUAAAUGGUUUGAGUGGGGAGAAUGGUGAGGUCAAUGGAGCACUGGAGUCUAAGAAAAAACGAGUUUAAUUUUUCUUUUUGAUUUUUUAACUUCAAGGGGAAGUGUGACUCACAGUAGACCAAUGAUGAAACAAGCAGACAUGUUAUUCUAAUUAAUACAUUCAAUUAAACUGAUUUGAUUGAUUUGAGAAAAAAAGAAGGCAUAAAAGUUUAAUUUAGAUUUAGAACUCCAAGAUGUAAAAUUGUAUAAUGUGGGAUCAGAUUGGCCUUUCAACUCAGAUCAUAGUAUAAAUAGGUCUGUUGGUCAGCAAUAUGUUGCCAUGAUGACAACAGAUGCUGUGAUGUUGAAUAUAGGAUUUAACAUUUUGUAAAGUUAAAAAAUAUAGAAAAUAUAGAAAAGAAAAAUAUAGAAAAUAUAGAAAAGAAAAAUAUAGAAAAUAUUUUCAGAAAGUUUAGAGUCAGGUAUUCAGAGUCUAGACACUUGUUACCGGUAUGCAGAGGAGACAUUUUCCAGUUGAGGAUGAUAUUUCUGGGUCCAGUAAUACACAACUGAUGCUAAAUUGUUCACCUAACCGGUUUAAAAUUCAGUUAACCUACUGCCAUUUCUAUAUAUCUGAUGUAAAAUGUAGUUGUAAUGUUAAUAUUUAUAGUCCUCAUGACACAAGUCAACUUUUCGUUAUGACUGCAGUGGCAGACUUCUUGCCAUCUUAUACGUUACAUGCAUUGUGGCAGGUCUAGUUUGAGUUGGCUUGAUUGUGUCAUUUAAAUAUGCGUUUGCAUGCUUUAACUGUAGUUCAUGUCUGCAAGAAAUACAAAUAAUCUGGAAGGUUUAUAGAUUAGAUAUGAUAUUCAAAGUCUGUAUUUUCAAGACAAAGAAGACAUGAAAACAACUGGACAGUAACCCAUUGUCCCAUCUUCGUUUAUGCAAGCAAUCCGUUUUUAAAUAUCCAUCUCUUUUGUUAAUGUUAAUUUACAUUUUGAAACAAACUCACUAUGUUCACUCAUCCUGAAGGAAAAAAAAUUUAAAAAAACAUCAUCCCACCUUAAAAUCUGUACUGUAGCUGAAUGGAUACGAGGAGCCAAGUUAGAUUUUACUCUGUGAAUCUUUUAUGAACCAAACGUUACUUUGCUGGAGUGCCUUCCUGUGCACAGAGUCAACCAGACUCAAAACAAACCAGGCUCAGUGUUCAUAGGGCUCCUUUUUUAUAUUAGAAGCACAGCAGCGUUUUGCAGCAAUGAUUAUUAUAAAAAAUAUUUGAACCGUCAACACUAAUGACGGUCUCUGUCAGUGAGGUUUGCAUUUGUUACAUUAUCAGAACACUGGUUCCACAAAAAUUAUGCGCACAUUUAACUGAUCAAAUUUACAGAUUUCUAUAACCAACACAAACAAAACUAUCAAUUUAAAUCCAUCAAUCAGCUAAACUUAAACUAAAUGUAGUACAAACAUAUUGUAAAUCCAGAAGGAGAGAUUUUUUGUUAAAUAUUCCCCAAACAAACUCCAACUGUUUGUACUGUGAAGGGCAUAUUCUGAUACAUUUGCUUUACAGUUGUUUAUGCCUUAUUAACUAAUCUAAGUACCUUGCACUGUGACUAAACAAAUGGUGUUAAAUCUUAGCAAACCUUUCUACUCUAUACAAGUCACUUUGUUAGGUAAGUAAAUAUUUGGAGUUUGCAUUGCCAGCAGUUGAAGCAGUUUCAUUCCCAGAGUAGCAUCUUGCCUUAGUGCUAGAAUCAAUCUCAUCAUUUAUGAAGCCACCCUGUAAUAAUUUCUUUACAGUUAGAAAAACUUUAGUUCUAAUCACAACUUUAAAUUCUGAUAAUUUCUAUUACCCUAAUGAGUAUAUUCAGAAUCUUUAGAUAAGCUUGUGAUUUGUUGGAUGCAAAGCUUGAAAGAAUUUGAAAUCUGUUCUGCUAGAUUUGGGUCUGUUUUGAGAGUUUAGUAAUCCUAGUAACAUAUGGUACUUAAAAUCAAGGCUAAAGUAAUGAUUUUUCCCUUGUAUGCUGUGGGAGCGACAAUGAAACUCUUGCACAUCAAAAACCAUGUUUUCCCCCUAUUCUGUGGGUGAUUUAUCAAGGAAUCAAAUUGCAUUUUGUCUGCACAUAUUUAGAAGGGUAAUUGGCACAAACCUUAUACUUUAACAAAAAGGGGUCAAGAACCAUGUGUGUUUAGAACCAUGUCAGAACUGUUACAUCUAGCACUGAACGUUUAAAGCACUAGUUUGCCCAAACUGUGGCUGGUGUGUUUUUUUGUCCAACUUGGCAGCUAUAGUACAAAUUUGCAUUCACUGAACCACAGAGUGAAUGACUUUGUACAUUAAGAUUUUCCAUGGCCAAAUAAUUGUUUAAAAAAAAAAAAUAAAAAAAAAUAAAAAAAUCAUACUUUACUUUGUGCUGU